AACCCUGCUUCUGAAUCAGAGAAAUUGCAAGUAAACAAAGUGCGAAAAUUAAUUGAAUACGGAAUAUCAUGUCGAAGCCAUCAAAAUCGGGUCCACCAAAUGAGGGAAGUGCUCCUCCCGCGUACGAUUAUGGCAAUGCCAGCGAUGCCCUGGCCAUGCGAGCACCACCGCCAACCUAUGAGCAGAGCCAGCGGAGUGGCGGUUACGGUUAUCCACAGGGGGGAGCUGCUCCUCCGCCCAGUCAAAAUCAGUACUACGGCAUGAUCAGCCACCAGCAGCAGCAGAUGCCCUUCAACGGGGGACAGCCCAACUACGCAAUGCAUCAUGCCACUGGCUACGGAUUCGCUGGUCCCAGUACCUCGGCAGGAGCUGCUGCCGCCCAGGUCCUCCACUUGGACUCGCGCGCCGAGGUGAGGACGAAUGCCACCGGUAACGUCGUCAUUCCGCCUCCGCCGCCCGGCUGCCUGCCCACUCCGGCUCAGUGGGCGGCCAUGCAGGGCCAGCCCGUGGUCCUCAAGCAAAAGAAGCGUUCCUUUUUCUAGAUUACACACAAGCACACACACACACAGAUACCAUUCACUCGAAUAUAAUAAUGUUGGCCCCUUAAAUGUUAUGGAAUAAUAAACGAUACGAUCAGUUUCGUUUCGUCCUCGCGUA
Molecule: messenger RNA, 657 nt
Organism: Drosophila elegans
Lineage: Eukaryota; Metazoa; Arthropoda; Insecta; Diptera; Drosophilidae
Product: pH-response regulator protein palI/RIM9
Exons: 2
Coding region: 69-542 (157 amino acids)
Source: RefSeq, a predicted model, not a curated record